Molecule: messenger RNA, 654 nt
Organism: Penicillium verhagenii
Lineage: Eukaryota; Fungi; Ascomycota; Eurotiomycetes; Eurotiales; Aspergillaceae
Product: DUF3245 domain-containing protein
Exons: 2
Coding region: 1-654 (217 amino acids)
Source: RefSeq, a predicted model, not a curated record
AUGUCGCUCUCAAAAACAGAGUCCGACGUCAUUCUAAACCGUGCCAAUGUCGCUCUGGCCCGAAGUCAGCGUCUCGUCGCAUCUUGGCUCCCCGCGCAAACAGAAGACGAGUUAGCCAACGUCAAAUCCGAAGAGGAACUACAACGCGAAGAAGAUGAGAUCUUCACUGCCGUCCCAGAGACACUCGGAGUCGGCGCCCCACUCCCCGAAAAAGCCGCCGAUGGAAGCUGGAAUCGCACAGAGCUGGGCUCAAAUGAUAAAUUACGAAAACAAUUACUUGGAAAGAAUUACGAUCGUUUUAUGAAGGCGGAAGCCGAGAAGAAAGCUGCUGCGAAACUGAGUGCGGCGGCGGCGCUGGAGGCCAAGACGGCUGCCACGACGGCGGCCAAGCAACAGGACGAGGAGAGCGAAGAUGAAGAGGAGGGACGGAUGGCUGCCUUGAGCAGCAGGAAUAAAAGGAAAGCUAUGCCAUCGAAGGCUAAGGCCAAGAUUGCCACCGAGGAACAGGAUAAAAACUCCCCGGAGGAUGGACAAGAUGCGCCGUCUACGAAGGAGGCUCCUGUGCGACAGACUACUUUGAAGGGGAAGAAAAAGGCAACAAGCUAUUUGGACGAGCUCCUGGCUGAAAGGGCCAAGAAGAGAAAGAAGAGAUAA